Messenger RNA from Porites evermanni, 2799 nucleotides. NCBI's taxonomy places the organism in Eukaryota, Metazoa, Cnidaria, Anthozoa, Scleractinia, Poritidae. The record is from the annotation of a GenBank genome assembly.
AUAAAAGCUGCUCUUUCAACAGCUGUCCUCCUUCUAGCGAUUUCUCCCUUUGCGUUUGCGCAAAGUUACCUUCUCGCACAACAAGAGUUCAUAACACUACGAAAACAGUUAGGCAUUAACAAGAUAAGCGACAUUCUGUUCCUACUCGAUACCUCUGGUAAUGUGUCUACCUAUGGUUUUGAAGCUGAAAAGAAAUUUGUCAUGAACUUUCUGAGCACUAUAACUGUCAGCUUCGAAGAAGCCAGAGUAGCGGUCAUACCUUUUGGUAAUACAGCCAGCCUGUAUAUACACGGAGUCUCCAAUCCCUCUUUAGACAAGGACAAGUGUGAUCUCAUUCAAAAGCUAAAACAGAUGCCUCACAGCUAUGCCUUCGCAACGAAUACCAAGGGUGCCUUUCAGCUCGCUUACGAUGUCUGUGUUAAAAAAUAUAGCCGCAAUAAAGUGAGGACGGUGGUUAUUCUCAUCACAGACGGAAUGUGGAAUUGGCCGUUUCAUGACCCCAAUCCCAUUCCCAUCGCCCAGAGGCUGCAUGCAGCAAAUGUAGAGGUCUUUGCAAUUGGUGUCGGAAACUUUGCAAAUCUGCCAGACCUUCAAAAGUUGGUUAAAGAUCCAGCAAAACAAGCAUUUCAUUUGAAAGACUUUGGGGAAUUAAAUGAACUGUCCCUCUUCGUUAGAGGAGGUAAGUGAACAAAAUGUUUUAAUCAUAUUCAGACUGGAUGUCGUUUGAGGUUCCCCCAAAAGUUUCAAAUUAAAUAACUUUAAAAUAGUUAAAGCUAUGACUUUUCUCAAAUGUUGUCAGGUAAAAUUCAAUAUAGUAGUCGUUACGCGUAUUUCAACUUUGACGCUACCAUGGCAACCGAGUUUUGACAACCAUAUUUGCCUUUUUAUGUAAAAACGUCUUAUUUCAAUUAUAUAUUUCAUUUAAUUUAGUAUUACGUUAUUAAAUUUAUUAUAACUGUUAUUGUAAUCCAGAUUUUUCAGUGUCUAAUUGGAGAAAAAAAUAUGAAUCUAAAACGACCGAAAUGGCAGAUGUUUAGCUCAAUUUACAACACUGUUCAUUUCAAUUUAGAAUUUCAUUAUUGGAUUAUUUUUUGUCUCUUAAGGAUCCAUUUAUACAAAAAUCAAAUUUUCUCUUUUAAUUCUAUUUGACUACCUCAAUUCUCAGGCGUAAACCGCCAAUACUCGACUGGGUUGAAUAUUACUUGUGGCGUUCCCUAGGAGUCAGGGCUAGUCCCUACAUUGUUAACCAUGAAGAAGAUUAUUACCAUGGUACCAUUUACACAAUCCAUCUGGGUUAAAAUCUUGUGUGUACACAUAAAACUAUAAAGUUUGACGCGAAAGGGAGAACGACUCGCUACAAGGUAUAUCCAAAUCAGCUAAAAAGGCAAAAAAGAGUGGAAAAUUUUCAUCUCUUCAAACCAUAGUUCUUAUUUCUGAAGCUUGAUUUUCCAACCGGAAUUUCCGGUUUUCCCACGUAAAUGAUAUAAAGUACCUUUAGUCUCCUACGCAGCCGUUUUUGUAUCGUCACGCAAAGUUCCUUGGAAAAUAGCAUUGCGUGACGACACUGAGUUGGAGACUUGUUAGAUAAGAAGUUAAUAUUUUGGUUUUAUUUUUUCUAGACCCAAAGCGGAACUGGCAGCCUUUAGAGUCCCACAAAUGUAACAACAAUUGCAAACAACUGUGCAUCUGUGACCUUCAAAACUAUGAUUACAAGUGCUUUUGCCUGGAAGGACAAUGCUAGAGUAAGUCUACAGCAAAAGGUAACUUUGUAUGAAAUACAGGGUACUAGGCGGAAUUACAAAAAUGGCAUCCCUGUGGCAACAUCUUUACGCUGAGAUAUAAGAGCAAGCACCAAAGUUUUUACAAGUGUAAUUUAUAAGUGUGGUUAUCGGUGAGAGUCUUAAAACAUUAGUUACAGUUGUAAUUUUACCCUGCGAGCAGUUGGAAAGAGAAAGGGACCUCAUUUUGAGCGAAUCGUUCUCCGAUAUUUGCCGUAAUUACCGCGCAAGAAUUAACCUUGCAGGAUAGUAGUUGUGUCAAAAAUUUGUAACUAAUCGUUAAUAGAAGCCAGGCCAAGCAAGGCUAGGUUACAUUUGAAUUUAACGCAUGCUCAACAGGGAAAGUCGAGGCGCCUGGCAGAGGUCCCUUCUUCUUUCCGACUUGUCUAGGAAUAUCCAAGGACCUCUACUCACAGGGUAUUGUAAAUUACACUUGUAAUUUGGAAAUUUUCAAUGUUGUUCUUUGAAAUUGAGCAAAUUUUCUCAAUCCCAGUAGACCAAAUCCCAUAUUCCGCAUAUAAACAGGCAUGACCAGUCCGCGUUCCUAUUUUAUCCCUUCAGAAUCCUCACACUUUUUUCUUUGUUUUUUAUUAUUUUAUAAUCCCGGUUGCCUUCGAAUUUUUUAAGAUCUUUCGUAGCCAAGGAAAAGAAAUACCAAUUAGACCUACGAAGUUCUUUUUACUUGAUGCACUUGGAAAUGCACCUUACCUUAAUAUACUGAGUACCAUUCGUGUCGAUACAAGAUAUGCCCCAUAAACCACGAUUCUUAUUCUUAUUAUAAGCCUAAGUCACCAUUAGCUUUUCUUGCAAUGACACAUAAAAAUACGAGUGGCCUGAUUCCGCAGUCGGUCAUUCGAUCCUAGAAGAGGGUUCUGACCGCACUACUUUGGGAAGUCUGAGAAUUUCGAUGUUUUAUUGAUAGUAAUAUUUGACGCUUUCCUUACUCAAUUCCUUUUUUCUUUACUAUUUCUACAGGGAUUUAAGGCAAGAAGUAAACCAAAUGCCAGAGGACGUAAAGUAA